Molecule: messenger RNA, 330 nt
Organism: Drosophila nasuta
Lineage: Eukaryota; Metazoa; Arthropoda; Insecta; Diptera; Drosophilidae
Product: protein new-glue 3
Exons: 1
Coding region: 1-330 (109 amino acids)
Source: RefSeq, a predicted model, not a curated record
AUGAGAACAACUACAAUUUUAUUGGGGUGUGCCUUAGUGGCCAUUUGUCUUUCCUACUUACCAACAAUAGAAUGUCAAAGUUCAUCAACAUCAACAACAACAACAACAACUGCGGCUACCGAACCGGCAACGACUACAACGGCCGCUAGUGAUACCGCUACAACCACUGCCUCCUCAUCUGACACCACUUCAACCACAUCGACAUCAUCCAGCAGCGGAUCUAAGAAGACCAGAAGGAAGCACAAGUGGAAGGCCAUGAGAAAGCCUGGCAAGAAGGUUAUCAAGAGGCACCGCAAAGGAGGCCGAAAAAUUGAGGAAUUCAUUUUCUAA